GGGGUCGGUGGCAUCAUUUGGAUCAGGGAGCGACACCGCAUCGCAUGAAUCCUCCAGUGAUGCGCAGCCGGGGGCAUCUUUAUCCAACUCCAGGAGAAGAAGAGCGGAACUUCUUCAACUCCCUCCCCGACUCCUCAUCUUCACUUGAUGACACUUCCUGCGGGACUGAGCUUCUUCUCCUCCUCCUCUAGGGAUUCGUGAAAGUUUUAUUUUAUUUUAUUUUCCUUUUUGGAAAGGAGAGUAGCUGAGAUGAACCACACCGGCUUCAACCAGACGGAAAGCGGACUCUUCAACAAAACAGAGGAGCUGUUCUGCUGCAACUUCUCCUCCGUGGUGACGGAUGAUGGCUUUGUGGCCGCGGCUCCGGAUGAGAGGAGCCUCUUCAUCAUGCGCGUGGUCCAGAUCGCCGUCAUGUGCGUCCUCUCCCUCACAGUGGUGUUUGGCAUCUUCUUCCUGGGCUGCAACCUCCUCAUAAAGUCCGAGGGGAUGAUCAACUUUCUGGUUACGGACAGGAGACCGUCGAAAGAAACGGAGGCGGUGAUUGUUGGAGCCUACUGAUGGAUGGAGGGAUGGAGGACGCACGGGGCGCGCAAUGAUCAAACAGCCUGACUUUCACAUUUGUACAAUUUAUUUAAAGAAGAAAAACUUAUUUUCCCCCUGAGCUGGACUCUGAGGCACACAUGUGGCCUUUUUUAGGACUUGGACAGACUGAUGCAGCAGUUAAAGAUUGUGGAGACAGAAACGUUUGCUGCAUGUUUUGUCAAACAGACUAAAUUCUAUUUAAAGUCUGGCCUGAUGGUGAGUUUUGUGUGGAAAAGGCUGAAGCCAACAUCUUCUUAUGAAUACAUUUAUUCUAGUAUUAAAGUUUGGUUUUCCUUCUGAAAUGAAUGUUUUCUCCCUUUUUUUUCUUUCAAAUUUUAAGAGAAAUUAAGAUUAUUAAUGCUGACUAAGAUUAUAAUGCAACCUAUUUUUGUUUAUAUUUUAUUUAWAUUUUCAAUUAACAUGAAGGUUUGGAAAUUUAUAAUUGUAGAGGGAAAUUGUGUUUAUUAUUGGUGAUAAAUAAAAGACAAUAGAAGGAGAAUGUAA
Messenger RNA from Austrofundulus limnaeus, 1086 nucleotides. It is a transcript of the gene rprma, whose product is annotated as reprimo, TP53 dependent G2 arrest mediator candidate a. The transcript has a single exon. The coding region runs from base 250 to 558 and encodes 102 amino acids. Lineage: Eukaryota; Metazoa; Chordata; Actinopteri; Cyprinodontiformes; Rivulidae. The record is from RefSeq and is a predicted model, not a curated record.